This is a messenger RNA of Camellia sinensis, 1125 nucleotides long. RefSeq names its product GDSL esterase/lipase At1g71250. The record is from RefSeq and is a predicted model, not a curated record. Lineage: Eukaryota; Viridiplantae; Streptophyta; Magnoliopsida; Ericales; Theaceae. Gene Ontology annotation, molecular function: hydrolase activity, acting on ester bonds.
AUGGAAACUUCAUGCCCUAGAUUGCUGGUUAUCUCUUUGAUGGUGGUUUUGUCUAAUGGAGUACUGGUAGUCAUGGCAUUGGCAUCAUCACCAUCACCAUCAACACCGCAGUUCACAGCCAUGUUUGCUUUUGGAGAUUCAUUAACAGACAAUGGAAAUAACAACUACCUCAGCUCUAUUGCCAAAGCAAACUAUGUGCCUUAUGGUGUUGAUUUCUAUGAGGGCCCUUCUGGGAGAUUCUCCAAUGGUAGAACCAUCAUUGACUAUCUUGGAGAUCUGUUACAGAUACCUUCAUAUCUUCCAGCUUAUGCAAAUCCGUUGGCUACUGGAAGAAACAUUCUCAACGGUGUAAAUUAUGCUUCAGCCGCCGCUGGCAUCCUAGAGGAGACUGGUCGAAAUCUAGGUGAAAGGUUCAGUUUAAGUCAACAGGUUCAGAACUUCGAGAACACAUUGAAUCAAUUGAAGAACCAAAUGAGUGAGCAAGAAUUAAGGGAGUAUCUUAAAAAGGCAUUGGUUGUGAUGAUACUAGGUAGCAAUGACUACCUUAAUAACUACCUGGUUCCUUAUACAUAUCCAACUAGCUUCAUUUACAAUGCUACAGCUUAUGCAGAUCUUCUCAUACAACGUUAUGCAAGGCAAAUAUUAGCACUGAAUAGCUUAGGACUAAGGAAGUUCUUGUUGGGAGGAAUUGGGCCUCUUGGUUGCAUACCAAAUCAGCUAGCAACUGGACUUGCACCCUCUGGGAAGUGUGUAGCCUAUGUGAAUAAUAUUGUUGGAAUGUUCAACACAAGACUAAGAUCUCUUGUUGAUCAGCUCAACUCUAAACACUACCCUGAUGCCAUCUUUGCUUUUGGAAACACUUUUGGAGCUUUUGGUGACAUACUUAACAAUCCAACUGCUUAUGGAUUUAAUGUAACUGAUAGAGGGUGUUGUGGACUUGGGAGAAAUCAAGGGCAAAUAACAUGCCUUCCAUUUUCAGUACCAUGCAUUAACAGGAAUCAGUAUGUGUUUUGGGAUGCCUUCCAUCCAACCCAAGCAGCCAAUGAAAUCCUUGCUAGAAAAGCUUACUCUGGCCCACCUUCUGAUUGCUACCCAAUCAAUGUUCAACAAAUGGCACUUAUGUAA